UUGUGGAUCAGGAAGCUCUCUUCUAUUGAUCAGUUUUGUUCUGCUCAGCAAUGUUUUCUUCCUCUACCUCAAAAUAAACUAAGAAAAAAAAAGCCAGAAAUGUUUGAUGACUGAACAAAAAUUAGUAGAAGAAAAAAAAAAUUCUCAAGUAAGAAAAUGGCGAUAUUGGGAGCAAGACCAAUUGGCUUUUCAAGCUUUCCAUCGUCUACUUCAUAUCUUAGUUCCAGCUCCAGACUCGCCUCCUCUUCAUUGCCUUCCACACUAUCAAUGCAGGUUGUGGUCGGAAAAUCAAUUAUUUCUCGCGGAUGUGUCGCCUGUUCCGCUGUUCAAGAAUCUUCUACUUCUACAGGUAGCUUUUCCAUUCUUAUCUGUGCAUGUGAAAGUCCUUCCGAACUUGAUGUGUUGCUUUUCUGCUAUAUAGCCACUACUGGAACAAACGCAACUACUCCUCCUGCGGAAGCAAAGCCAUCAGCCGCCGCUGGCGGUGGUGGUGAUAAGGAGGAAGCGAAGGCAGCAAAGCCCAAACCUGCUGCGAAGGCUCCUGCUAAAGCAUUGCCGGAGUUGAUGAUGGAGGAUGUCAUCCCUUCAUUGAAAACAAUACUAGAAACUCAAGAUGACAUAUCUGAAAUUGAACUCACCUUCCAGGACAACAAGUUGGAAGGUUCAUUCGUGAAGGAGGGGUGCCCCUACUCGUUCUGGGCCUUCUUCCCUGAUGGAGUCCUUACAGGUCCAAAAGGAUUCUCCUUGUCUUCAUAUGGCUCGGUAGCAAGCACUGUGGAGCCGUUCCUUGUUGAUGAGAAGAAAAUUACAGCAAGGCAUGUAGUGUUCUGGGUUGAAAAGCGUUUAGCAGCCCAAGGAAUUAUUCCUGUCUGGAAAGAAUGAUGUAUACCAUAAACAUAUUGGCAUGUCACUGUUCAUCAUCAUACAAAAUUUUCCCAUUCAUUCCUGUUAGAAAAUAUUAAUUAUUAUGUAA
Hibiscus syriacus is the source of this 973-nucleotide messenger RNA. RefSeq lists its product as uncharacterized. NCBI's taxonomy places the organism in Eukaryota, Viridiplantae, Streptophyta, Magnoliopsida, Malvales, Malvaceae. The transcript is spliced from 4 exons. The coding region runs from base 157 to 882 and encodes 241 amino acids. The record is from RefSeq and is a predicted model, not a curated record.